Molecule: messenger RNA, 2787 nt
Organism: Zingiber officinale
Lineage: Eukaryota; Viridiplantae; Streptophyta; Magnoliopsida; Zingiberales; Zingiberaceae
Product: protein DETOXIFICATION 48-like
Exons: 2
Coding region: 843-2507 (554 amino acids)
Biological process (GO): xenobiotic detoxification by transmembrane export across the plasma membrane
Cellular component (GO): membrane
Molecular function (GO): antiporter activity; xenobiotic transmembrane transporter activity
Source: RefSeq, a predicted model, not a curated record
ACAAGACACAUCGUUAAUUCAAACCUUGCACUGCAUGCCAAAUAGUUAGUUAGGAUAAGAGUUGUGUCUGUAUGCAUGCCAAGCAUCAUCUUGCCAUUGUUCAACAUUCACCAUUACUGCUUCCCAGCUUCUAUCCUCUCAAUCCACAUAGCACCCUCCAUGUCUGUUUUAAAAGGAAAGAUCACUUUUGUAGUGACCCAAAAUGGAUGGUACACGUGAGUAAGCUUGGCAGUCGACCACUCUUCAACUCAUCCCAACGUGUGCUACUCACAAAAUCUGCAGUUGGAACUUGGAGUGACGGGGUUAGCCUCUGAAGCGUGUGGCAAAACAAAGAAGGCUGACCGCGAUGGCACACAACCACCGUAGUCAUGACCAAUAUCUAUCUUACACGAUAGGUGAAGUCGGCCGUCAAAUGUUCAACAAAAGCAGCAGCGAUGCAAAAGCAAUUUGAACAUCAACGAUUUAGUCACGGACGUUGAUUUCGGUUCAUUCAUGACAUCAUCAGGAUUAGGAUUAGUUUCUCUUUGGAUGAGAACGAGGGAGCUAUAGACCAUCAGCAUCAGGCAGUCCCUGCCUGUGUAUCGAAUAUGCUCUGAUCUAAUUUGACCGGAAAAGGAGAAUGACUGGAUCGGUCCAGUCGGGUUCUCCAAAGAUUGGUCGUACAAUUGACCGUCUAACAAUGGACGCGUGUCCCCCACUGCUCCUCCUAUUUAAGUGCAUUGCUCCCUCGCAUUCCCAAUUUGAAGAAGAAACAAAACGCCCUCAGCAUACGACUCCCCCCACCUCCAUUAUCACCUUCCAUUGUUGGCAGAGCCGAUCGAGCUUAUCACAGUGAGAAGGAGAUGUGCAAUACCGCUCCGCCCUCCUCUUCUCCCCCCUUCCCUUCUCUCACCAAAUCUCAUAUUUUGAACAGCACUGCUCCUGAUGACCUCCAUCGCCAUCCGACUCUCUCUGAGUUAGCGGAUGAGAUGCGCGCCAUCGGGAAGAUAUCGGUGCCGGCCGCCGUGACGGGGCUCAUGCUUUACUCGCGCGCCAUGAUUUCGAUGCUCUUCCUCGGGUACCUCGGCGAUUUGGAGCUGGCCGCCGGUUCGUUGGCGAUUGGGUUCGCCAACAUCACCGGCUACUCCGUGCUGUCCGGGCUGGCGAUGGGCAUGGACCCCAUCUGCGCACAGGCCUUCGGCGCCAACCACCACAGACUCCUCGGCCUCACCCUGCAGCGGGCCACGCUGCUUCUUCUUUCAGCCUCCCUUCCCAUCUCCCUCUUGUGGCUCAACGCCCGCUCCGUCUUGCUCCGCUGCGGCCAGGACGAGCAAAUCUCCUCCGCCGCGCACGUCUUCAUCACCGCCGCCGCGCCCGACCUCCUCUUCCUCUCCUUCCUUCAUCCGCUCCGCGUCUUCCUCCGUGCACAGAACAUCACCCUCCCUGUCACCUACUGCUCUUUCUUCUGCGCCGCGCUCCAUGGCCCGCUGACUUACCUUCUGGCAGUGCGCCUCCGACUUGGCAUCGCCGGCGUGGCCGCUGCCAUGAUCUGGACCGACCUUAACCUCCUCACCUGUCUGUUGCUCUUCCUGCUCUGCUCCGGAGCGUGCCGAGACACCUGGCCCGGCGGCCCCUCCGCCGACUGCCUCCGCGGGUGGCCGGCACUGCUCCGACUCGCUGCUCCCUCGUGCGUGUCCGUCUGCCUCGAGUGGUGGUGGUACGAGUUCAUGAUCAUCUUCAGCGGCCUCCUCGCGCACCCCCGUACUGCCGUCGCCUCCAUGGGCAUCCUAAUCCAGACCACCUCCCUCGUCUACGUCUUCCCCUCAGCGCUCAGCUUCGGCGUCUCCACGCGCGUCGGCAACGUGCUCGGCGCCAACCUGCCCUCCAAGGCCCGCGCUGCCGCCACAGCAGGUGUCGUCUGCGCGGUCGCGCUCGGCCUCGUGGCGACCGCGUUCACGGCGUCGAUGCGGCACCAGUGGGGACGGCUGUUCACCCGCGACGCGGAGACACUGAAGCUCACCGCGCUCGCGCUGCCCAUCACCGGACUCUGCGAGCUCGGGAACUGCCCACAGACGGUGGGCUGCGGCGUGCUUCGGGGGAGCGCGCGGCCCGCCACUGGCGCUAACAUCAACCUCAGUUCCUUCUACCUGGUGGGGAUGCCCGUCGCCGUGCUCCUUGGCUUCGUCGGCAAGAUGGGUUUGCUGGGCCUGUGGCUGGGGCUCCUCGCGGCGCAGUCCUCGUGCGCGGCUCUCAUGGCCUUGGCACUCACCAGAACGGAUUGGAUAGCGGAGGCAGAGAGAGCCAGAGAAUUGACCAAUUACCCUAAUUCAAAUUCAUCUUCAACCAUUCCAAUUUGUGUUCCUGCUUCGGAUGACGUAAUUGAUGCCACAACUCCUCUGUUUACUAAUUCCAUGGGAGCAGAGAAGAAGCCUACAGCUCUACAACACGUCUUAUCCGUGAUUCACGAAGAUGUGAAGACGGUAACUAGUGAUUCAGAAACAGCUCCUCUCUUUCUCAGUAUCGAUUGAACUGGGUUCAUCUAUUCAUUUAUUUUCCCUUUUUGUUUUAUAAUCAGGUUUUUCUUGUAAACCUAAUCCCAUUCAUUCCUCUUUUUGUUUGUUUACCUUAAUUCACCGACUGGAAGCUGCGACCAAAACUAAUGCGAGGAAGAUCAUAGACAGCGACGUCAAAAGUUACAACUUUUUGCGUUGAAUUCCCCUGUUCACAAAUUGGAGAGUAGAUGCUGCAAUCUACUUUUUAGCACUUGGAUUUAGUAGCUUAUUUGGAAAUUGACUUUUUUUUACUGGU